AUGGAUAAGAAACUUGCAAAUUAUCGUAUAAAUAAUUCUUUAGGAUGUAAAGCAAUGUAUAUAACAACUAAUAAUGAUUAUGGGUAACACAACAUAUUAAAUAGUGAUAAUAUACCCACUUAUAAUGAAAUAGUAGAUAGUUUAUCAGAUUUUAAAAGAACUGAAAAAUAAUUAAAGAACAAGACUGUUGCAACUAAAUUUAGUGAAAAAAGGUCAGAUGAAAAUGAAGACGAAUUAAUGAAAGAAAAAAAAAAAUUCGACAGAAAUAUAACUAUUCCAAAAAAGUUCCCUUUAAAUCCUGAUUAAUAUAAGAAACCUGAAUAAGGAUUGAACAUUGGUAACCCACUUUAUAUGACUGCUAACAAAGAUUAUGGUAUGCUAAAACCUUCUGCCUAUGAAAUUCCAAAUAGGUAUUAUCCUACUGAUACUAGUUACACUAAAGCAUUUCCUUAUAAUUAUAAAUUUGAUGGUUUAAAUACGAAUGUUACUUUUUCUAAAGUACACAAAGCUUUGAAUGAAUAUUGA
Molecule: messenger RNA, 525 nt
Organism: Ichthyophthirius multifiliis
Lineage: Eukaryota; Ciliophora; Oligohymenophorea; Hymenostomatida
Exons: 1
Biological process (GO): axoneme assembly
Cellular component (GO): axonemal microtubule
Source: RefSeq, a predicted model, not a curated record